AAUUUUAUAUCCCUAUUGUAGUCACGUAGAAAUAAAUUAGCCUCAAUAAUUAAUUGUUUACAUUAAGUUAAAUUUUAUAUCCAUAAUAUAUUAAGAAUAAUUAUUGCCAUAAGUAUGUGCAAACAAGAAAGGAAAUAAAUAAAUUCAACUCACAAAUAUUCACUAUGAUGGGCAGAUGGGAUGAUAUUGCAAUUUCUUAAAAUAUUUGCGUCCGUGAACAGGAACAACGCAUAUUUGCGUUUGUACAGACGGAAAACAGGAGAAAACGCAAUUUGCGUUUGGCGUUGAGUGUCGGUUGGAAUAAAAAUACUGCAUUUUUUAAGUUUUGAGUAUCGGUUGGAGAAGCUCUAAGCCCGGCUGAAAUUUGUAAAAGCUCCUGCUUCGAUAUCAUCCAUUUGGAUGAUAAUAUUUGCCACGUACUUGACAUGAGGGGUUUGAAAUUCAGUUGGUUAAAAAUUCAUCUAUUUUGCCCCUUUCGGUCCAGAUUGCAGGGCGGAUCUCGUGUCAUCUAUCUUCGUUUUUGUGCUAAACAAUCAAAAUUUGAUUUUGUGGCACAAUGUCAGCGGCAGAUGAGCCACUGUACCCGAUAGCAAUAUUGAUAGACGAGCUAAAGAACGAUGAUAUUCAACUGCGACUGAAUUCCAUACGUAGAUUAUCCACCAUAGCUCGUGCACUGGGAGAAGAGAGGACUCGAAAGGAGUUAAUCCCGUUCUUGAGCGAAAACAAUGAUGAUGAUGAUGAAGUGCUACUUGCUAUGGCCGAAGAGUUGGGCGUGUUCAUUCCUUAUGUUGGAGGAGUUGACUAUGCAGAUGUUUUGCUUCCUCCUCUGGAGACCCUUUGCACUGUGGAGGAGACUUGUGUGAGGGAAAAAGCUGUGGAGUCCUUGUGCAGGAUCGGGUCACAGAUGAAGGAAAAUGAUCUUACCUAUUGGUUUAUUCCUCUCGUGAAGAGGCUGGCAGCUGGCGAGUGGUUUACUGCUAGAGUCUCAGCCUGUGGGUUGUUUCAUAUUACUUACUCAAGUGCUCCAGAUACAUUAAAGACAGAAUUAAGGUCAAUAUAUAAUCAGUUGUGUCAAGAUGAUAUGCCCAUGGUAAGAAGGGCUGCAGCAACAAACUUGGGGAAAUUUGCUGCCACUGUUGAAGCUGCACAUCUCAAAACUGAAAUCAUGUCCAUGUUCGAGGAACUUACCCAGGAUGAUCAGGAUUCUGUUCGAUUGCUUGCUGUUGAGGGUUGUGCCACUCUUGGAAAGUUAUUGGAACCUCAAGACUGCAUUGCGCAUAUUCUCCCCGUGAUUGUAAAUUUCUCACAGGAUAAGUCUUGGCGUGUCCGGUACAUGGUUGCCAAUCAGUUGUAUGAGCUUUGUGAGGCAGUGGGACCCGAACCUACCAGGACGGAGUUAGUUCCUGCUUAUGUCCGAUUACUUCGAGAUAACGAAGCAGAAGUGCGGAUAGCCGCUGCUGGAAAACUUACAAAGUUUUGCCGGAUUCUUAAUCCUGAACUUGCUAUCCAGCAUAUUCUUCCCUGUGUGAAAGAAUUGUCAUCUGAUUCUUCUCAGCACGUGAGGUCUGCUUUGGCUUCUGUCAUUAUGGGAAUGGCUCCUGUUUUGGGGAAGGAUGCAACGAUUGAACAACUUCUACCUAUAUUCCUUGCCCUUUUGAAAGAUGAAUUUCCCGAUGUUCGUCUCAAUAUAAUUAGCAAGCUAGAUCAAGUUAAUCAGGUGAUUGGUAUUGAUUUACUCUCCCAAUCUUUAUUACCUGCUAUUGUUGAACUAGCAGAGGAUAGGCACUGGAGGGUUCGGCUCGCCAUCAUAGAAUAUAUACCAUUAUUGGCCAGUCAGCUUGGUGUUGGAUUUUUCGAUGAUAAGCUAGGCGCCCUUUGCAUGCAGUGGCUACAGGACAAGGUGUACUCAAUUCGAGAUGCUGCAGCUAAUAAUUUGAAACGUCUGGCUGAAGAAUUUGGCCCAGAGUGGGCAAUGCAGCAUAUAGUUCCUCAGGUUUUGGAUAUGGUAAACAAUCCGCAUUAUUUGUACCGAAUGACUGUCCUUCGUGCAAUUUCCUUGCUUGCCCCUGUCAUGGGUUCCGAGAUAACUUGUUCUAAGUUACUGCCCGUCAUUGUUACUGCAUCGAAGGAUAGGGUACCCAACAUUAAGUUUAACGUGGCGAAGGUACUACAGUCCAUGAUCCCGAUUGUUGACCAAUCCGUGGUGGAGAAAACUAUACGGCCGAGCUUGGUGGAGCUUGGGGAGGACCCUGAUGUGGAUGUUCGGUUUUUCGCCAACCAAGCUCUUCAGUCGAUCGAUAACAUGUCAAGCUAAGACAAAUUCCGUGCUAUCUGAAUGUAAUUGAUAGUUUUUCUACUUUAGUAUCGGAUAAAUCUACAUAUGUAUGUACUAAACGAAAAGACUCGAUGUAUUUUGUUUAACUUGUUGAGGUAUCUUCACUUUUGUUUUGUUCGCUCAUGGCUUCUUGUGGUCGCAUUGAACUUUUUGUAUGGCUAAUUUUCAAGGCUUUUGAGCUAUGAUGAUAUCUUACUCUCUCCGUUUAAUAGAAAACCUUUUAUUUUUUAGUGAGUACA
This is a messenger RNA of Striga asiatica, 2574 nucleotides long. NCBI's taxonomy places the organism in Eukaryota, Viridiplantae, Streptophyta, Magnoliopsida, Lamiales, Orobanchaceae. The record is from the annotation of a GenBank genome assembly.